This is a messenger RNA of Cyprinodon tularosa, 2568 nucleotides long. It is a transcript of the gene mns1, whose product is annotated as meiosis-specific nuclear structural 1. The transcript is spliced from 10 exons. The record is from RefSeq and is a predicted model, not a curated record. Lineage: Eukaryota; Metazoa; Chordata; Actinopteri; Cyprinodontiformes; Cyprinodontidae. Bases 257 to 1720 code for a protein of 487 amino acids. Gene Ontology annotation, biological process: cilium organization. Gene Ontology annotation, cellular component: motile cilium.
AAAUUAAAUAAAUAAAUAACAUUUGAUGAAAUUUGGAUUUCACUAUCCUUCAUUUUCUAUGCCCACUCUGAUUGGAUGAAGCCACGAGCUCGACCAGUUUCCAGGGCAACCAAAUGCUGAACAACCGAAAGGAUCAAUGCGUUGGAACUUAAGAGAGUCUCUUUAAACUCGUUUUAAGAUAAAGUUGUUGUUUUGCGUGUGCCUUCUAAUCAAAAAGAAGUCUGGGGAACUGGGCUCGUAUGAGAAAACUUCCAACAUGGAUCGUCACUCGAUGUUGAGACACCAGCAGCAGUCUAGGUAUCGGGAAGAGCUCCGGCAAGAAGAAGCCAAGCGGCUGGUCAGAGAGCGGCAGCUGCUGGCUGGUCUGAGGCAGGAGGAGAGCGCAGAGAGGAGGAGGUACCUGCGGCAUGAGCAGCAUCAGCUGAAGGAGCGGCAGAUGGAGGAGGAACUGAUCAAGGCUGAGGAGCAGAGAGUAAACAGGGAAAAGGAGCUGGAACAGGAGGAGAGAAAAGCUAAAGAGCAGGCCCGAAUCGACCACGAGAAGCAAAAAGAUGAGAAGAUGAGACGGCUUAUUAUAGAGAACAGCUUGGAGAUCAGAGAACUGAAAUCCAAGCUGAGUGCUGCGUAUGUGCACAAGGAGAUAGCUGCUCAGAUCGCAGAAAAGGAAUCUCUAAGACUUCAAACCAAAAGGGAAGAGGCAGAGCUGGCUCACAGAAUGAAGAGAGAACAAGAACAAGCUGCUGCUGAGCUCCAGAAGCAGCAGCAGCUGCAACAUAACGAGAAGGUGGUUCGGCAUCAGAGAGAGUUGGAGCAGCAGCUCAUGGAGAAGGAGCGCAGUAGACAGGAGGCGUAUGAGGAGUUUCUCAAAGAGAAGCUUCUGGUGGACGAGAUCAUCAGGAAGAUCUAUGAAGAGGAGCAGAUGGAGAGGCAGUUAAAGCUGGAGAAGGUCAAAGCUUCUCGGCAGCAAAUGGAGGAGUUGAAAAGGGAACAGGCUGAGUGGAGGCGGAUGGAGCAGAAGAGGAUCGAAGAGGAAAACAGACGCAUCAUGGAGUUUGCAAGGCAGCAGCAACAUACGGAGGAGACUAGAAGGAAUCAGAUGAAACAAUGGGAAGAAGCCAAGGAAUAUCGCCACAAAAUGCUGUGUGAGAAGAUAGAAGGGGAGAGAAAACUGAGCGAGGAGAUGGAGCAUGUCUGUCGGGAGCUUUAUUUGGAAAAGCAAGAGGAGGCAUACAGACAGAGAGAAAUUGAGGAAAUGGAAAACAGGAUCAGACAGAGACUGAUGAUGCAGCAGACCUUCAGGGAGCAGCUAGCCUUCAAGCAGAUGCAGAGGCAGCGGGAAAAAGAGGAAGAGGAGGCUUUCAGGAAAACCAUGAUGGCCAAGUUUGCUGAGGACGACCGGAUUGAGCAGAUGAACGCCCAGAGACGUCGCAUGAAGCAGCUGGAACACAAACAUGAGGUGGAGAGACUGAUGGAAGAGAGAAGACGGCAGCGUGAAACUGAAAGGGAAAUUGAAGCUACAUUUGAAGCAACAGAACAGGAGAGGGAGAUGCAGAGGAGACAGAUCAUAGAGGAAGAGAGACUGAGACUGCUAAAGCUUAAUGCAAAUAAACUCCCCGGAAACUUCCCUAAGGACAUUCUCCGUAAAGAUGACCUGGAUCACUUUGAGGAAGAUUUCAGAAAACGUUUUGAAACCCUACAGACCGAUGACUUCUCAGAGUAGUCCCCAUGUUGGAGGCCUUCAGCUGACCAUUAGGGGGCAGUAUAAGGCUGCAGUGAAUUCUUCUAAAGAAUUUAAGUUCUGAAUUUCUACUGAAGUUUUUACUGUUUUUCUACAUUUUUCCUAUGGAUUCAGUUUGAUGCGUUUGGACAAUCUGUUCAUGAGUUUUUAAAUAAACAACCAUAAGCACAGAUGAUCCUUUAUCAGUUGACAGUGUAUAUCAUCUCCAGUCAUUUUUAUGAAACCCAUUACAUAAGUCUUAAUAUUCCUAAAGAAUGGUGUGUUUUACAUGUACACUGCUGAGUCAAUAUAAUAUAAAAGCUGCAGGUCUUUAAGAGUCCCAAGGGUUUUACAAUUCUUCAAUUUAUUUCAGUCACAAUUAAUGUAAACAUCUUGGAGUUUAAACUUUCAGGUCAACCAAAUAGUCUCGCUUUGUUUAUGCUAUUACAAAAAUAUGCUUUAGUCUAAAUAAAUAAAUUGCAGCCCCUGCUAAAUAUGUGCUUAAUAUCGUCCCGGUUGAAAGUGAACCUCUCCCUAAUAGGCAGUCUUCCAUGUUUAGCUUUUCUUCAUUAUUUUUCAUGAGUAAAAACAAAAAGUAACCUCCCAGCACCCUCUUCCACCUUUGCUGUGUCCAUUACACAGAUUGUACUAAACUACAAAUGCAGAUUAUUGUGGCUUUUUCCUUUGCUGCUCUAACAGUAAUAGCAGAAUUUUAGAGAGCCCGACUAACUGUUCUCCCUGUCUGGGUCAAAUAAUUGGAAAGCCACGCCCACCUAAUAGUGAUUGCAGUUUCGUUGUACUAUAGCGCAGGGCUCCAUAAGAUGUCUAAAGCUUAGGAUUAUAUUGAAUAA